ACUGCCAUCUGUUCUUCUUCAUCAGACAGCUAAAGCUCAAAGCUUUGCUCCCACUUUCAUGGAUACACACAUACUGCGUCUUUCCUCUUCAUUUCAAUUCAGACCCAAAAACCCCAUUUUCUCCAAACCCCAACCCUUCGUUUCUCUCUAUAGAACCUCCCCUUUCUCCUUCAAGGUGGAGGCUAGCAGUAAAAGGAGCAGCGGCGGCGGCGCGGCGUUUGACGAGGCGGCUUACGAGGCAGAAAGGCUCCGGCUCGACGCGGCGGCGCGAGACGCCAUGGCCGAGGCCUCCGAGAGAGAAGCCCAAAACGAGAACGACCCGAAGGCGUGGAAAUGGGCGAUCCGGAAACGGAUUUGGGACUUGAUGGAGGCUCAGAAUAUUGCCCAAUUUCCCAGGCCCGUUCAUCAUCGAAUACCGAACUUCGUUGGCGCCUCUGUUGCCGCCGAUAAGCUCAGUGAAUUAGAGGCGUUCAAAGCAGCCAAUUGUGUGAAGGUGAAUCCUGAUACUCCACAAAAACAAGUGAGGUUUCUCACACUUAAUGGAGGAAAAACGCUAUUAACUCCACAGCCUCGUCUUAGGACAGGGUUUUUCUCUGUACUCGAAUCUCAUAUGUUAAGUCCCGGUACUAUUAAAGAGGCUUGUACCUCUGCGGGGGUAGCUAAAUAUGGAAGGCCAAUUGGACUUGAUGAGAAGAUACGAGUAGAUUUAAUUGUUAUCGGUUCAGUUGCUGUGGACCCAAGGACAGGCGCUCGGCUUGGCAAGGGAGAGGGUUUUGCUGAGCUUGAAUAUGGCAUGCUGCGAUACAUGGGCGCAAUUGAUGACUCGACUCCUAUUGUCACAUCUGUACACGACCAACAAUUGGUAGACGAUAUUCCUGUUGAGAAGCUAUUGAUCCACGACGUGCCAGUUGACAUCAUAUGCACGCCAACACAAGUCAUCUUUACAAACACAACGAUCCCAAAGCCUCAGGGGAUUUAUUGGGAGAAGCUGUCCCCCGAAAAGCUCAGCCAAGUGCGAAUACUGAGAGAGUUGAAGAAUAGAAUUGAACGAGAGACGGGGAAAAAGCUCCCAUGCGGCCCGUCAGAGAAACUGCCCCCAACAGCUCAGCGGAGACGCUAACUUCCACCACUCUGGUAACUUAACAACUUAGCAUCACUUGCUAUACAAUUGCCAUUUUUACAUGUAUUGAGAAGGAUGAAAUUGUGGUUGUAAAGAGGCAUCACUUGCUAUACAAUUGCCAUUUUUACAUGUAUUGAGAAGGAUGAAAUUGUGGUUGUAAAGAGGAACAUGUUGUUUAAGGGCAUGGAGGAUGGCCUGUUUUGGUAUACGGGGCAAAAAGACGCUAGAGGAAGGGCUUGAACCUUCGACCUUGUGGUUAACAGCCACACGCUCUAACCAACUGAGCUACUCCAGCUCUUUAGUUAUUUUUAUUAUUUUUUCCUAAAUAUUGGAGUUUAAUGUGUAUGGUCAACUCACUCUUUCAAUUUAAGCAUUAUUUGGUAAAA
Messenger RNA from Ipomoea triloba (trilobed morning glory), 1506 nucleotides. Its product is annotated as 5-formyltetrahydrofolate cyclo-ligase-like protein COG0212. The transcript is spliced from 6 exons. Gene Ontology annotation, cellular component: cytoplasm. Bases 59 to 1120 code for a protein of 353 amino acids. The record is from RefSeq and is a predicted model, not a curated record. Lineage: Eukaryota; Viridiplantae; Streptophyta; Magnoliopsida; Solanales; Convolvulaceae.